Lottia gigantea (owl limpet) is the source of this 285-nucleotide messenger RNA. RefSeq lists its product as hypothetical. NCBI's taxonomy places the organism in Eukaryota, Metazoa, Mollusca, Gastropoda, Lottiidae. The transcript is spliced from 2 exons. The annotation marks the transcript as partial. The record is from RefSeq and is a predicted model, not a curated record. Gene Ontology annotation, biological process: proteolysis. Gene Ontology annotation, molecular function: metalloendopeptidase activity.
UGUAGUUCUCAUGUUGGAAUGAUUGGUGGAGCUCAAGAAUUAACUCUUCAUCCUAAUUGCAGAAAGAAACAACAAAUAAUAGUGCAUGAAUUGGGUCACGCGAUUGGUAUGAUCCAUGAACACCAGAGACCAGAUAGAAAUGACUAUGUGGUUAUAAAACAGGAGAAUGCUAUGGAUAAUACAGCGGCUGAUUUCAGAAUGUACAGUUGGAACGUUAUAAACAGUCAUAGUGUUCAGUAUGAUUAUCAAUCUAUCAUGCAUUAUGGAGGAACAGUAAGUAGUUGU